CGAUCGCCCAACCAUGACUUUCCAAACCGCAAAGGCUACGGCCAUGGAGAAGAAGAAGAACGCGGUCAACGCCUUCAAGAGCUGGGAUAACUUCAAGCAAUGGGUCCUUACACUGCACUGGAUCGCCAUUCGCAUGGAGAGACUGGACCGACAUGGUCGAACGAGGACCUCGACCCCACCCCACCCGAAAAACGAACGUGGAGGUNGGUACAAUUACGUCGUCUUCUACUUCGCCUUGUCGUUUGGCAACUGGACUCUUGGCUCGAGUUUGAUAGGUAUAGGUCUCAACUACUGGCAAGCCAUCCUCGCCAUCUUCAUCUCGCAGUUUAUCAGCUCUAUCGCCAUGCUGUUGAACUCGCGUGCCAGUAGUGUAUAUCACCUGGGUUAUCCAAUUAUUGCAAGAAGUGUCUUUGGCAUGUGGGGAUCCUACUACUUUGUAGGGGCUAGAGCAAUCCUGGCCGUCGUCUGGUUCGGUGUGCAAGCCUACUCGGGUGCCUCGCUGGUGGCCAAUAUGCUACGCGCAGUCUUUGGACACAACUACACCGAUAUUCCGAACCACAUCCCCAAGUCUCAAGGUAUUACCUCUGCAGGCAUGCUCGCCUUCUUCCUCUUCUGGUUGGCCCACUUCCCCCUAGCCAUGCUGCGUCCCUACCAGCUGCGCACCUUCUUCAACGUCAAGACCAUGCUCAUGAUCCCUGCUGUGUGGGGACUCUUCAUCUUCUGCAUGGCCAACACACACGGCGAGCUGGGUGCCAGCAAACUGUCCGAAGCUGCUGGAGUAAGCGCAUCCGGAAAGUGGGGAUGGUUCUUCAUGAACGCUGUCAAUGCUGGUCUCGGAAACACUGCCACUCUGAUCACCAACCAGCCCGAUAUUGCAAGAUGGUCAAAGACAAAGUCUGGCGCUAUGUGGUCUCAGUUCAUCACCAAUCCCAUCGCUGUCACUUUGUCCGCCAGUCUGGGUAUCUUGUCUACUGCUGCCAUCAAUAAUGCCUGGGGUCUCUCGCUGUGGAACCAGUGGGAUCUCCUCGAUGCAAUCAUGAACAGAUACUGGAGAAGCGAUGUUCGCUUUGCAGUCUUCCUCGUCGCUGGAUGCUGGGCGGUAUCUCUCUUGGGAACCAAUGUCGCUGCCAACAUGAUUCCCUUUGGAGCUGAUUCUAGCAUGUUGUUCCCACGCUACAUCACUAUCCCGCGUGGACAGUUCUUGGUCACCUGCCUGGGCUUUGCCAUUGGUAAGCCCCACAUCUCCUCUAUCCAUUUCAGAUCCAUUCCACUAACAACAAUCAAACAGNUCCCAUGGAAAAUCCUCGCUUCCGCCUCCGUCUUCACCACUUUCCUCGCUGGAUAUGGUCUCUUCAUGGCCUCAGUAGUCGCAAUCAUGAUCUGCGAAUACUUCUGCUUGACCCGUGGUAACAUCUUCAUCGCCCACUGCUACAACGGCGGCAAGGAAAACNCCCACUACUAUUACUUCUACGGCUGGAACCCUCAAGCAGUCAUCGCCUACCUCUGUGGCAUUGCUUUGCCUUUCCCUGGCUUCGUGGGCAGCUUAGGCGCUAACGUGUCCACUACAGCUCUGAACAUGGGCCACCUUGGCUGGAUGUUGAGUUUCACUACCAGUUUUGUCGUUUACUUUGCCAUCUGCAGUGUUUGGCCGACAAAGAAUCAGAAAAUUAUCAAGGAGAUGGGAUUGAGAUUUGAGGAGAUGGCUGAGAGGNAUAUGAUGGCUCUCGACGGUACAAUCAUCCCUGAAGGCGCCGAGGGCAUGUCUGAAGACCAGGUCGUCUGGGAUGACGCAGAGAAGAAGGCUGUCGCUUUUGACUCGCGCAGACUCAGUGAU
Messenger RNA from Aureobasidium vineae, 1834 nucleotides. The record is from the annotation of a GenBank genome assembly. NCBI's taxonomy places the organism in Eukaryota, Fungi, Ascomycota, Dothideomycetes, Dothideales, Saccotheciaceae.